GGCGCGAGUCCGCGGGGGAGGGGACGAGGGAAAGGGCGACGCUUCGCGGACUGCACCACGUCGCACCCCACCUGGCUUGGCAGUUCAGCGGCACAAGGCCAUAGCCUCCCAAGGGACUGGAUGGCCUCGGAAGACCUGGCGGUGGAGCUGGCAGCGGUGCUGGGGGGCCGGGGGCUGUGCGUGCAGGUCUGUGACUCUGAGCCGGCCGAGGAGCCGCUGCCGCCUGUGCGGCUGCGGAGGAACGUCUGCUACGUGGUGCUGGCCGUGUGCCUCAAUGAGCAGGAUGAGGUGCUAAUGAUCCAGGAGGCCAAGAAAGAAUGCCAUGGGUCGUGGUACCUACCCGCGGGGAGAAUGGAGCCUGGGGAGACCAUCGUGGAGGCCUUACAGCGGGAGGUGAAGGAGGAGGCCGGGCUGCACUGUGAGCCUCUGACAUUGCUGUCUGUGGAGGAGAGGGGCCCCUCCUGGAUCCGCUUCGUGUUCCUCACUCGGCCCACAGGUGGAGUUCUCAAGACUUCCAAGGAAGCAGAUGCGGAGUCCCUGCAGGCUGGCUGGUACCCACGAACCUCCCUGCCCGCUCGGCUGCGAGCCCUUGACAUCCUGCCCCUGGUGGAGCUGGCUGCCCAGUACCGCCAGCAGGCCAGGCACCCUCUUGUUCUGCCCCAAGAGCUUCCCUGCAGUCUGGUCUGCCAGCGGCUCGUGGUCACCUUUACCAGUGUCCAGACAGUGUGGGUGUUGGUGGGCACAGCGGGGAUGCCUCACUUGCCCAUCACUGCCUGUGGCUUUACUCCCAUGGAGCAGAGGGGUGGCAUCAAGAUGGCCAUCCUGCGGCUGUUGCAGGAGUGUCUUACUCUGCACCACUUAACAGUGGAAACCAAGGGGUUGCUUGGGCUACAGCACCUGGGUAAAGACCAUACAGAUGGCAUCUGCCUGAAUGUUCUGGUGACGGUGGCUUUUCAAAACCCAGGUAUCCAAAACGAGCCCCCGAAGGUUCGGGGUGAGAACUUCUUUUGGUGGAAAGUGAUGGAGGAAGACUUACAAAGCCAGCUCUUACAGAGGCUUCAGGAAUCAUCUGUCAUCCCUCUCAAUAGAUAGGAAGGUGCCAUCAGUAAGCAAGGAGCUGGGUGCCUGUGCUCCCUCCACCGUGGCUUUGCCUCCCUCUGAGGGAGGCAGGAUAGCAAUCAGGGCUCUUGUCGCAUUGGGAGCAGGGCAGUUGUUCCUGCUCAGGGGGACUUCCGUCUUUCCUCACUAUGGAGCAGGUCCCUACAUUGUACCAAAAGGGACAGUGCCUUUAACCAA
Molecule: messenger RNA, 1296 nt
Organism: Hipposideros armiger (great roundleaf bat)
Lineage: Eukaryota; Metazoa; Chordata; Mammalia; Chiroptera; Hipposideridae
Gene: NUDT18
Product: nudix hydrolase 18
Exons: 3
Coding region: 121-1092 (323 amino acids)
Molecular function (GO): 8-oxo-GDP phosphatase activity; 8-oxo-dGDP phosphatase activity
Source: RefSeq, a predicted model, not a curated record